Rosa rugosa (rugosa rose) is the source of this 1787-nucleotide messenger RNA. Its product is annotated as NASP-related protein sim3. The transcript is spliced from 6 exons. NCBI's taxonomy places the organism in Eukaryota, Viridiplantae, Streptophyta, Magnoliopsida, Rosales, Rosaceae. Gene Ontology annotation, molecular function: histone binding. The record is from RefSeq and is a predicted model, not a curated record. Gene Ontology annotation, cellular component: nucleoplasm. Gene Ontology annotation, biological process: CENP-A containing chromatin assembly; DNA replication-dependent chromatin assembly. The coding region runs from base 94 to 1545 and encodes 483 amino acids.
CCAUUUUCCCUCUCUAUAAAAAAUUGGGGGUUUUUCUGUGUCCAUUUUUGCGCCAGAAAAGAAGGGUUUUUGAUUUUGUGCUUUUGACGAACCAUGGCGGAGGAAGCGUCAGCGUCAGUGAACGAAACCCUAGCCCAGCCAAAUGCGGCGGCGAAGUCCAACGAGGCCACCAUAGCGAUAGCAACCGAGGAGGGAGGCACCGAGUCCACCUGCAACAACAACAACAACAAUGACAAGUCCGAAGCUUCUGCCGUCACUUCUUCCGACGGUGACCGCGAGAAGACGCUCGAGUUCGCCGACGAGCUCAUGGAGAAAGGCGCCAAGGCCAUGAAGGACUCUGAUUUCGGCGAGGCCUCCGAGUGCUUCAGCCGCUCUCUCGAAAUCAGGGUUGCACAUUUCGGUGAACUUGAUCCACGGUGUGUUAAGACAUACUAUAAGUAUGGAUGUGCAUUGCUUUAUAAAGCUCAGGAGGAGGCUGAUCCAUUGGGUGCUGUACCCAAGAAAGAGGGUGAAUCUCAACAAGAAUCUGUUAAUGCUGGAUCUGCUAAGAAUGUUGUAAAUGGUGAAUCUUCCACAGCUUCUGUUUCAAGUAAUGCUGAACAGGAUGCAAAUUUAAUCCAUCAGGAAGGAGCACUGGAUGAUGGUGUUUCUAGCGAAAAAGACCAGGAAGAAGAUAAUGAAGGUAGUGAUGUUGAGGACCUUGCUGAAGGUGAUGAGGAUGAGACUGACCUUGAUUUGGCGUGGAAAAUGCUUGAUGUUGCAAGAGCAAUCAUUGAAAAGCAUAACUCUGGUGACACAAUGGAGAAGGUGGAGGUGCUAUCAGCUUUGGCAGAAGUGGCAUUGGAAAGAGAGGACUUUGAAACUUCUCUCAGUGAUUACCAGAAUGCACUGUCCUGUUUGGAGCGGUUGGUUGAGCCUGACAGUCGACAUAUAGCUGAACUAAAUUUUCGAAUAUGUUUGUGUCUGGAGAUUGGGUCUAAGCCUGAUGAAGCGAUUCCAUACUGCCAGAAGGCUAUUUCAGUUUGUAAGUCUCGUGUGCAGAGGCUCAUGAUUGAAUCCAAGAGUUUCUCAGAAUCAACAGCAUCAUCGGCUGCUUCUGAAGAUCAAGGUGUCCAGCAGUCCUCAGAUGUAGUUAAGUCUAAUAAUGCCGUGACAGAUAAGCAGACAGAGAUUGAAACUCUAACUGAGCUUUGUGGCGAUCUGGAAAAGAAGCUUGAAGAUUUGCAACAACUGGUCUCGAACCCAAGAUCCAUUCUUGGUGAACUUCUGGGAAUGAUGUCUGCCAAGGCAAAAGCUGGUGAGAAGAGUGCAUCUUCAGCAGCGGUGGGUUCUUCACAGAUGGGCACUGCUAACAACAAUGGAGGUUUUGAUUCCCCAACCAUUUCCACUGCUCAUACAAAUGGAUCUUCUGGAGUCACACAUCUUGGCGUGGUAGGAAGAGGAGUUAAGCGAACGUUGACAAACUCAGGCACGGCAGAAUCAAACCCAGGGAAGAAACCUGCUGUGGAUUCAUCAGAGGGUAACGGUGAGGGCAAAGAAUCAUGAAGGCAUUGAAUUCUCGUAAUUCUAGGACUAAGGACUAUGCUGCUGAUUCUAGAUUUUAGUAUUCUGUUUGGAGUGAUUCCUAGUAGAUAAGAGUUUAAGCAAACUAGUAGAGACUUGUAUUUUGAUAAAUCUUGCUACUUAAAAAUUGAGAUCAUGGAUGCCUCGCUGUUCAGUCUAGUUGGAUAUUGUCCAUGCCGUGGUCAUUUUCUGUUCUAUGAAAUGAAAGGUAGAUUUACAUUUUA